AUGGCUGAUACUAAGAUACCGGUAUUUGAUGGAGAAGACUACGGGAACUGGAAAAGAAGAAUGGAAAUGUACCUGAAAAUGAAGAAAUGCUAUACAGUGGUUUCAACAGCGAAAACAAGCAUGGACAAAGCGGAUACAUGGGAAGAAGAAAAUUUGAUUGCAAUGAACUACAUAUAUGGAGCAAUUUCGAACAAGCAACUAGAAUUUGUGAGUGAUAAGGAAACUGCAUUUGAAAUAAUGAAAAAGUCUGAUGAUUUAUACUGCAAAUUGUGUGCAGAAACAACCUGUGCAAAAGUGACAGAAAAAGAGAAGCUAAAUUAUAUGUUGAGAACAUUGGCAGAAACCUUGAGCUGUAUUGGGAACUUGAUCGAUGUUUUGAAAGAAGAAGAUCAGACAGUGGAAUAUGUUAAAAGUAAACUUCAGUUGACUGAUCUAAAAGAAAAGGAUGGAAGUGAAUGUGUAAAAUCCAAUGCAUUUCGUGCUGAAAAGAAUACUAGUAUGAGCUACCAAGAGCAAUUGUGUUACGGAUGUGGCAAACCAGGUCAUAUAAGGAGGGACUUUUGUCAUUGA
Molecule: messenger RNA, 570 nt
Organism: Schistocerca piceifrons (Central American locust)
Lineage: Eukaryota; Metazoa; Arthropoda; Insecta; Orthoptera; Acrididae
Exons: 2
Coding region: 1-570 (189 amino acids)
Molecular function (GO): zinc ion binding; nucleic acid binding
Source: RefSeq, a predicted model, not a curated record